Molecule: messenger RNA, 6256 nt
Organism: Dama dama (fallow deer)
Lineage: Eukaryota; Metazoa; Chordata; Mammalia; Artiodactyla; Cervidae
Gene: DPY19L3
Product: dpy-19 like C-mannosyltransferase 3
Exons: 19
Coding region: 238-2388 (716 amino acids)
Cellular component (GO): nuclear inner membrane
Molecular function (GO): mannosyltransferase activity
Source: RefSeq, a predicted model, not a curated record
UCCCCGGGGCGGCAGACGCCCCCCAGGCCCCCAUUUCCAGGGUGCUGCACAAGGCUCCGCGGCUGCGGGGUCCAGGCCGUACCCCUGGCGCGUUGCAGGCCUGGUGAGGCCCCGCACCCGCGACCCUCGGCGCCCCCGGCCGGCCCGCAGCCUUCCUUCCUGGUCCCGAGCCGCGCGCGAGGACGGCUGAAGCUGCAGGAGUGGUUGGAAGAACAAUGCAUGUGAGUCUUUGACACCAUGAUAUCCAUCAGGCAAAGAAAAGGAAUACAAACCGCAGAAAUUUCUGAGGAUUACACGGCACAAGAAGAAAAUGUGAAGUUGGAAGAUAAAUUGCCAUCUAGUUGUACCAAUAGAAGAUUAUGGAAGAUUCUGUCAUUUACAAUUGGCGGAACUGUUGCCCUAUGCAUUGGGCUUCUUACGUCUGUCUACUUGGCCACUUUACAUGAGAAUGAUUUGUGGUUUUCUAAUAUUAAGGAAGUGGAGCGAGAAAUCUCAUUCAGAACAGAAUGUGGACUAUAUUACUCCUACUACAAGCAGAUGCUGCAGGCGCCUACCCUCAUGCAAGGUUUUCGUGGCUUAAUAUAUGAUAACAAAACGGAAUCUAUGAGGACAAUUAACCUCCUUCAACGAAUGAAUAUUUACCAAGAGGUUUUUCUCAGUAUUUUGUAUAGAGUUCUACCCAUACAGAAAUAUAUAGAACCAGUUUAUUUUUAUAUUUACACCUUAUUUGGACUCCAAGCAAUUUAUGUCACAGCUCUUUACAUAACCAGCUGGCUCCUGAGUGGUACGUGGCUUUCAGGACUGUUAGCAGCCUUCUGGUACGUCACAAACAGAAUAGAUACCACGAGGGUGGAGUUUACCAUCCCCCUGAGAGAGAACUGGGCGCUGCCGUUCUUUGCAAUCCAGAUAGCAGCAAUUACAUACUUCCUGAGACCAAACUUACAGCCUCUUUCUCAAAGGCUGACACUUCUUGCCAUUUUCAUAUCAACUUUUCUCUUUAGUCUAACAUGGCAAUUUAAUCAAUUUAUGAUGCUGAUGCAGGCAUUAGUGCUGUUCAUACUGGACUCCCUAGACAUGUUGCCAGCAGUGAAGGUGACGUGGCUGUAUGGUAUACAGCUCACAGGCUUACUCCUGGUCUGCAUUCUUCAGUUUUUUAAUUCCAUGAUUCUUGGAUCAUUGCUUAUCAGUUUCAACCUUUCAGUAUUAAUUGCAAGAAAACUUCAGAAAAAUAUGAAAACUGGAAACUUCCUUAAUAGACUUGGGAAACUGUUGUUACAUUUAUUUUUCGUGUUAUGUUUGACACUUUUUCUCAACAACAUUAUUAAGAAAAUUCUUAACCUCAAGUCAGACGAACACAUAUUUAAAUUUCUGAAGGCAAAAUUUGGAUUUGGAGCAACAAGAGAUUUUGAUGCAAACCUAUACCUGUGUGAAGAAGCAUUUGGCCUUCUACCUUUUAAUACAUUUGAAAGACUUUCAGAUACUCUGCUUUUUUAUGCUUAUAUAUUUGUUCUGUCCAUCACAGUGACUGCAGCAUUAGCUGUGGCCUUCCGUAAUCUCAGUGAUUCUACCAGUCAGCAAUCCAUGUGUAAAAUGGGAAAGUACACAAUUGGCCUGAAACCAGAAACUGCCUACAAUUUAAUACAUACGAUUCUGUUUGGAUUCUUGGCAUUGAGUACAAUGAGAAUGAAGUACCUCUGGACAUCCCAUAUGUGUGUAUUUGCGUCAUUUGGCUUAUGCAGCCCUGAAAUAUGGGAGUUACUUCUGAAGUUGAUCCAUCUUUAUAACCCAAAGAGGAUAUGUAUAAUGCGAUAUUCAAUACCGAUAUUAAUACUGCUGUAUCUGUGCUAUAAGUUCUGGCCAGGAAUGAUGGAUGAACUCUCCGAGUUGAGAGAAUUCUAUGAUCCAGAUACAGUGGAGCUGAUGAACUGGAUUAACACUAACACUCCAGGGAAGGCUGUGUUUGCUGGAAGCAUGCAGCUGCUGGCGGGCGUCAAGCUGUGCACGGGCCGGACCCUAACCAACCACCCGCACUACGAAGACAACAGCCUCAGAGAGCGGACCAAAGCGGUUUAUCAGAUAUAUGCAAAGAGGGCCCCAGAGGAAGUGCAUGCCCUGCUGAGGUCCUUUGGCACUGACUACGUGAUCCUGGAAGACAGCAUCUGCUACGAGCGCAGGCACCGCCGGGGCUGCCGGCUGCGGGACCUGCUGGACGUCGCCAACGGACACAUGAUGGACGGCCCAGGAGAGAACGAUCCUGAUUUGAAACUUGCAGGCCACCCUCGCUUCUGUGAAGAGGUUAAAAAAAACCUGCCCACCUACACAGCAUACUUCACUAGAGUGUUCCAGAACAAAACAUUCCACGUUUACAAGCUAUCCACAAACAAGUAACAGAGCUUUCUGUUCACUCUCUAUUUUUGAUACGUGAAACUCCAUCAUAAUGAAACUCAGAUGAUGUUUCAUAUGUAAUUAGGUAGCCCGAACCUUAAAGCUGUGAUAUGAUUAAGUCUACAAAUGUUUACACAAGCAUUACCAUCUUUGAAAGUAUCUUAUACAAGCUUCAGUCUUUGUCCUGUUUCAUGAAUGUUCUUUAGCCUAAAUGCUUCCACUUUCUAAAAGUGAUCUAGAAGUUUGUUGUUGGGGAGAACAGUAAGUGUUCUGUAGGUAGCUUGAACAGUUGCAUGCGUGUGUGCAUGCUAAGUCACUUCAGUUGUGUCUGACUCUCUGAGACCACAUGGACUGUAGCCCGCCAGGCUCCUCUGUCCAUGGGACUCUCCAGGCAAGAAUACUGAAGUGGGUUGCCAUGCCCUCCUCCAGGGGAUCUUCCCAACCCAGUGAUUAAACCCACAUCUCAUGUCUCCUGCAUCGGCAGGUGGGUUCCUUACCACUAGCGCCACAUAGGGAGCCCAGAACAGUUGCAUAUCCUGUUGUAAAUCCAGAGCCUGUCCAGGAUUUGAAAUACUUCUAAUUUUUAGUUGACUUACAACAGCUAUAGUUGAAUCAAAUUGAGGAAAUGCAUAAUUAAGUUCUUUAAUAUUAUUUCACCAGUGAAGACCAACUGGUGACUUUUUAAACAGCUCUUUAUUGUCCUGUUUCACCUAAAAAUUUUAUAAUGUUUUCCACUUGUCAUGCUUUUACUAUUUAAAGAAAGAUCAUGUUAGGUCUUCGUAUAUAUCUAAAUUUUUUGUUGUGCUCUGUCUGAAAUGUAAUGGGUAGCACUUCAGCAGUAUGUGUCUGUGUGUGUAUGUGUGUACAUGAGCAUGUGCAUGCAUGUUUUAAUGCUGGACACAGAAAAGGGUUACAAAUUCCAUAUUGUAAGUCCUUAAAGCAGCAGCAAUGUUAUGUAGCUGAGUCAAAUUUGUUACUGUUUAGUGUCAUUAUUUUAAAACCUGUUGAUACUAUUUAACCUAUCCUGUAAGUAAGAAAAUUUUUCUUUAUUUCUUACUCAUUCAAAUUUACUGGGUUUGCAAGAUUUUGUAAACUCUUUGUUUUUAGCCUUUGUAUUUUUUACAGCCUAGAACCUUGCAAAGUCUUACUAUUUUUUAAAUGUUGUAUCUUAACUAACUUACAACUAUGAUAUUUUUGGCAGAAAGCAUUUUCAUACUAGGUUUGAUUUGUGGUCUCCAAUCUUACUGCUAGGGCCCUUGACAGGUUGUUCUUUUUCUUACUCAAAGGUAACCAAGUGCCUCUAAGUCAUGCUUACUUGUAAACAACAAUGAAGAGGAUUAUGUGUACCUUGUACCUGCUCAAAAGUCUUUUGAUAAUUUCUUUUAUAAUUAAUUUCUAAUGAUAGGGACAUGUAAAAGUUGCUGAUAAAAGCAUAUUGUGUUUUCAACUAAAUCAAGAUGGCUAAUGAAAUUAACUUUCAUCUCUCAUGCCAGUUGGAAAUGAUUUAAAUGUUUCUCCUCACAGUUGUAUUAAAGUAAAUCACUGUCGGCAUGAAGAUGGAUAUAUCAUAUGUCCAAGUGAUUUUAUAUUCAGCUACUACUUAUUAAGCAAUAUUCAGAAAGAAAUUUUACACUGUCAUGUUGGAUUCAAGGACACUUGGCUUUUAUCACAACUUAUUUAAAUAAAAAAUUGACAGUAGCUGGGUUGUUAAAUUAUGCAACUGAAACUCCUGAAUUAUAUCUUGUAUCCCUUAAUAGGGUUGGAGACCACUGCAGUUUAGGAUAAUACAAUAAUAAAACGUUUUAAUCAGUACUAAAACUUUAAUUCUAUAAUGAUGCAUGCCGUUGUAGCUGACAGCAUGGGUCAGUCCAUUCUUCAGUGAGUGCCUUACUCUAAUGGAAACCAAGCACAUGUAAGGUACAGUAUGUUAGACUAUCUAGUUACGUUUUUAAAACCCCCUAUUACCUUCUCAGAAAUAUUUUGAUUUAUUUUAAAUGUUUCUAUAUGUAUUAUUAUAAUCUACGCAUUUGGGUAUUUAGAGUUUCAAUAUACUAGAAACGUGUACUUAAAUUUUUAUGCUUAUCAUCACUGCAUUGAUGGCACACAGUAAUCUUUUUUCAUGGUCUAGGUGCCAUCUGUUGCCAAAACACUUAGUGUUCAGUCUUUAGUGAAAAAUAUAAAGUGCCAAAAAAUCUUGCAAGACAGAAUCCAUACAUAUACUCUUUCCAAAACACUGUGACCAUGUAUAGUUGACAUUUUUAUUUCCUGAUGACCAAAUCUCUCAAUGAAUAAUGUUAAAUAUUUUUAGUGCACCUCAGUUUUCUCUUUUAUGACCUUCUCCUUAGAGUACACAGGAGGAAAGAGAAGAAAAGCGGCUGACUCCUGGCUCUCUGCCGAGCCGAAGCAAGUGACCUGUAGCCCAAGGUCCCUUCCACACGGAUCUCAGUGGCUCUGCUAAUAUUUGAUAAUGACCUCAAAUUAUGGCUGUGUUUUAUGCAUAGAAAUACCACUUGAUUUUGCUUCAGAGUUAGCAUUCAAAAGAAACUCUAAGUACAGUAAGUGCUCUUAAUUAUCCUUUACGUACACAACUCACCAGAUCCCUUGAUAGUUUCCAUCGUCAUGUAAGCUGACUGCCACUCAGCACCAGUGGGGACCGCUUCCCGCUGCCCUGUUCUCACAGGCCUCAGCGCCCUCCUUGGAGUUCUCUGCUUGUCCGUGCAUGCUCUACUUCCUGUUGCAAAGACACGAUUCAACAUAAACCCAGGACAUUUCGAUCUAAAACAAAAGGAUUAUUUCUGUGAAAAUUAGCUAGAAUGCUUUGGUCAUAUUUGAUAAACACUGCCACUAGUAAAAACUGCUUUUAAAUUAAUUGUGUUUGGGAAAAUUAUAAAAUAUUGGGAGAACUUAAAAUUCAAGAAAAUUUAUGAGCUUAGAUUGCUUCACAGGUUUAUUUUAGUCCUCAUUUCACCUUUAAAAAAAAUCUAGACUGAUCAGAAGAUAUUAAAAUGUACCCAAAGGAUGUUAUUGGUAUGAUUUAUUCAAGAAUAAAACCACAGUCAUUGGACCCUUAUGCAAAGGAAAGGUUUCAGCUUUACAUCAAAAGAUGAGCUAAUGGAUGGACAAAGUAUACAUGUGAAGUUAGGAUUCCCCGCUUUGACCCACUUAACUUCAUUAAAUGACUAGCUGCUGAUGCUGAUCACAGUGACUGAUCUACUAGAGUUGAAAGGUUCCAGUCACUUUAUUACAGACUUAGAAGUAGGAAUUCAUUUCAGAUAUAUUAGCCAGGACCAUAAUUAGGUGUUAUCUAGGUCAUUUGUUGUCCACUUAAAGGUGAUUUUCUUGACCUCACUGAGAUCAACUAGAUAAAUGUAUUUAUGUGAGUGUGUGUGUCUUUGUAUGUGUUGGGUUGGUGCUGGUGAUGGCAAGGGCAUAUGUAGAUACUGCAAACCAAUGUUUCAUCUGGCCUGCAUCUUUAAAAGUAACUAAAAAUGUUUAUUCUGAUUCCACAUGGACCUUGUAACAAUUUUAGCUCAUCUUUGGCCAAAACUUACCUAAAGUAACACAAAUAUUCCAUUUUUAAAUUUUCAUUUAAACCUUGGAAUUAAUAGGAAGACAAAAUGUUCUCAGAUUAUAUAACUUGGCCAGUAUGCUCCCAAAUGCUUUAUAUACAACAACCUUUUGGCAUAAAAGAGAGUGCUUGUUUGUUCAUGGGAAGAAGCUUUGAAAAAGAGAGUGACUUACUGUCUUGUGGCAAUUCAUUUUCUGUACUUAAUAUCCCAUGGGUAAAAUCUUACAAAGAGCUUUUAUAAUUUGUUGUACUGAACUGUAUGAAGAUUAUGUACUGAAUAAAGCUCUUUUAAGGUACACAAAA